AUGAACGAGAUUUUACAGAUAAAUUUACCUGAAGAAGGUGAACACCAACUUCGACCAUUCCAAUCAAUGGUCGAAGAUGUUGAUCUAUUUUGCGGAUCAAGGGAUGGAAGGCUUUUUCAACUCGAUCCUUUGAAUUAUAAAAUCAAAAAAACCAUCAGUUUACAUAAUUCAUGGAUUUCAUCAGUUCAAGCAACACCAGAUUUCAUCGUAACAUCUUCUUACGAUGGGAGUAUUGCAUUAAUUCCCAAAGAAGAAAUUAUAAAUUCAGAUGAACCUAAAUUCACACAAAAGUUCGUACAUAAUGAUUACAUAUUAUCAAUGACAGUUAAGGAUUCUACCAUAUUUACCUCUUCAUCCGAACCAAAAAUUUCAAAAUUCAAAAUAACAGAAUCAGGACUCAAGCAUUAUGCAAGUAUACAUACGGAAACAUCAGCACACUGCAUCAAAUAUCUCGAUAAUCUACUUUUAAUAGGUGAAGCCAAUGGAAAAAUUUCAUAUUAUGAUUUAAGAAGCGAAGUUAAGAAUAUUCACAAUUGUUUUAGCCACGAAUCAUGCAUCAAAGUGAUUUCAUGCAACGAAAAUACAGUUUGUGCAGGAUAUCUCGAUGGAAAAAUUUUUGAAUUUGAUAAAAGAACUUGGAAAGCAGUUCAUGAGUAUUCAGACAACGGAUUUCCUAUUAACAUAUCAUGCACAAGUGAUUCAUUAGUUGCAAUUUACUCAGAUGGCGUUGUUCAUGAUUAUUACAAUGUAACAAAUCCUCUUUAUAAUUUCAACGUUUCGCUGAUAUCUGGAAUACAUUCUACAAAGAAUAAUUCGCUAUUUCAUGUCUGUGAUACCUCAGGAAACCUCAGAAAAUUUGAUAAAAAUAAUGAAAUUUGUAAACUCGAGCCAUCUGUUGCUGCUGAUGAAAUACAGAGAUUAGGACAUAAUACGGAUAUUCUUGUUAGAAAUAGCAACGAUGAAGUCUAUUUAAUUGAUGGAAAAACUCUGAAAAUUUCAGAAAAAUUCGGAAAAGUUGAUUUCAGAGAAAAAGUGAAAGAACUCACAAAGAAACCAUAUUUAUAUUUCCCAAUAUCAUUUAAUGUAUCAACAGGAAUCCCUAGAAUGAUCAUCUCUAACUUCCUUCCAAAGCUAAAUGAUCCUUCUUUCAAAGAAUCUCGAGAAGCUCUAAAAAAUAUUGUUUUGUCAUUAAGAGAGAACAAAAUUCCAAUUCUAGUAACAAAUUCAAAUGGAAUACCUUUAUAUAAGUCAACUUCCGAUAAAAGACUCCCAUUUUGGAUGAGAUAUUGCAUAGAAAACCAUUUAUCACAAGAUAUUAAUGAUUAA
Molecule: messenger RNA, 1326 nt
Organism: Trichomonas vaginalis G3
Lineage: Eukaryota; Parabasalia; Trichomonadida; Trichomonadidae
Product: WD40 repeat-like family
Exons: 1
Coding region: 1-1326 (441 amino acids)
Molecular function (GO): protein binding
Source: RefSeq, a predicted model, not a curated record